AGGCGCGGUCAGGGCCGGCGCUCGGUGGACCAAGGGCGGAGGCAGGCAGCAGGAGGGAGGAGUCAAUCUGCCGCCGGCCGCACGAUACACGGGCUCAUCGCUCACUCGCACACCGGGACAUCAUGACGGAGAACGGCAGCGGGGGCGGCUUGGACUCGGAGCCGAAUGGCGGGCUGUGCUGCGGCUCGGAGCCAGGCGACGAGCUCUGGCGGCGGCUGAGGAAGGCCGAGCCGCCCAACAAAGUGACGGUGGUGCUGGGCGCGCAGUGGGGGGACGAAGGCAAGGGCAAGGUGGUGGAUCUGCUGGCGCAGGAUGCCGACAUGGUGUGCAGGUGCCAGGGAGGAAACAAUGCUGGCCACACAGUGGUAGUGGAUUCUGUUGAAUAUGACUUCCAUCUUUUACCUAGUGGAAUCAUCAAUCCCAAUGUCAUUGCUUUCAUUGGUAAUGGCGUAGUUGUUCAUCUGCCAGGUCUCUUUGAAGAAGCUGCAAAAAAUGCAAAGAAAGGGAAAGGUCUUGAAGGUUGGGAGGAUAGAUUAAUCAUUUCAGACAGAGCACAUAUUGUAUUUGAUUUCCACCAAGCUGCUGAUGGUGCUCAAGAACAACAAAGGCAACAGCAAGCUGGAAAAAACUUGGGCACCACGAAGAAGGGAAUUGGACCGGUGUAUUCUUCAAAAGCAGCUCGGAGUGGGCUCAGGAUAUGUGAUCUCCUGACUGACUUUGAUGAUUUUUCUGAAAGGUUUAAAGUAUUGGCUAAUCAGCACAUGUCAAUGUACCCUACUCUGGAUGUUGACAUAGAUGGGGAACUGGAGAGACUCAAGGGCUACGUGGAGAGAAUCAAACCGAUGGUAAGGGAUGGUGUCUAUUUCAUGUAUAAAGCCUUACAUGGUCCUGAAAAGAAGAUUUUGGUCGAAGGAGCAAAUGCAGCCCUUCUGGAUAUCGAUUUUGGUACUUACCCUUUUGUGACUUCAUCGAACUGCACAGUGGGUGGUGUGUGUACAGGACUAGGAAUCCCUCCUCAGAAUGUUGGAGAAGUGUAUGGAGUGAUGAAAGCUUACACCACAAGGGUUGGAAUUGGUGCUUUCCCCACAGAACAAAACAAUGAUAUUGGUGAAUUGCUGCAGACACGUGGUUCGGAAGUGGGUGUCAGCACAGGUAGAAAGAGGAGGUGUGGCUGGUUGGAUCUUGUUUUGCUGAAAUAUGCUCACAUGAUAAAUGGAUUUACUGCUUUAGCACUUACCAAACUGGACAUCCUUGAUGUACUCACAGAGAUUAAAGUUGGUGUGGCUUAUAAAGUCGAUGAGAAAGUAAUACCACACUUUCCAGCUAACCAAGAGGUCUUGAACAAGGUGAAAGUUCAGUAUGUAUCCCUGCCUGGUUGGAACACCAGCAUAGCCAAAUCCAGAACAUUUGAAGAUUUGCCUGCAAAUGCCAAGAGCUAUGUCCGAUUUAUUGAAGGACACCUAGGGGUGCCUGUUAAAUGGAUCGGGAUCGGCAAAUCAAGAGAGUUGAUGAUCCAGCUGUUUUAGGUUUGCUGGUGCCAAGAAGAGUCUGUUAUCACCAGAAUGGACUUCGGCAAGUUGAAAUCUGGACAUGUUCGGUCUUCAAAUACCAGUAUUGUUUGUAUCUGGCAGAAAUGUAGGAAAUUACUGUUUUUGUAAGGGCGGAAGAAAUGAGGGGAAGAAAGGAUGUUUUUAAAAGCAACGUGAAAAUGGCAUUCAAAAAAUUUUAAUUUCAUUUUAUUCAGGGAUAGGUUAAAUGCUGCUGUCACAAAGUGUUCAGAAUCCAUUGCAUUUGCAUUGAGAUUUGGUAUAACUGGCACUUGUUUAAUUAUUAAAUCAAUGUUGGUGGGGGGUUUUUUCAAGAGUUGCUCUGAAUUGGGCAAUAUUUUUAAUUAAGUUGGUAACUUUGAAAAUAAAACAAAAUGAAAAAUUCUCCCCUGCACUUCGGAAGAAUACAUUGGCUGGUGGUUUUUUCCCAUACUAAAUUGGAAAUUAUUUCUUUGACGUUUCUAAAUUGAUAAUGAUGGGGGCAUUUUGUGACGCCAACGAAGGCCGUGGUUGAUACGAAUCCCUACAUUUCUCUUGGAGUUGUCACCUGGUUUAGGUUAUGUCUCUUAUGCCUUUAAGUAGACAGAAUCAUUUCAUCUUCUUCUUCUUGCGUAUGCCUAAAGUUGUAGGACAACUUGUUCUAUAUGAUCUUAUUUGAUUUUGCAUUCGUUGAAACAGGGUGAAGGUUGCAAUCUUCCACCCCAUUUCAUUUCAUGGACUCUCAGGAGGCAGUGGUUGAGGAAUUCCUGGUAGCAGACAAAAGGGAGAUGCUUGUAAUUACCACAGGACAUGCCCUUUUCUUGACGAUGGUCAUGAUGAUGGCAUUCCUGAAGUUGUAUCGUGCGUUCUCCCAGAAUUUAGAAAUGGGGUAAUGAAUUAUGAUCAAUUUUCCCGUCCUCCAAAUUUUAAAGUUUUAACAAGGAUGCUGUCAACUUCCAUAACCUAAGAGAUUCUCAGUCGGGAUGUGGUCUUUUGGGUUUCUUGUCAGCCUGGAUCACAGUGAGAUUGAACUGGAUAUGUUGCUGUGGAAUGUAGGGAAAAAGGUCAUCCAGUUAAAGGCAGAUUUACUGUUGAGUUCUUUGAAGUGUUCCGUCAGAUAGGUGCUGACUGUCUCUGCCCUUGAUAUGAUUGACUUUUUGGUGGGGUGGUCCUUUGGGCAUUACAGGCUGUAGAUGGCCUUGAUAUCCUUGAAAUUGUAUGUUUAUCAGUGAGUUUCCACUCGCCAUCUGUCUUCCAAUUCAUAGGUUGUCUGCUAGACUUCUGCAUUCACGUGCCAAUGGAGCCGUUUCUUUUCCCUCGAGCCAUGAUGGUACCUCCAAUCCAUCAUGUUUAAUGUUACUUAGAUCCUGUAUACCUUGGUUGUUCUUAGUUGUCUUUUAUGGUAUGGAAGGCCUAUGAGUGCUAUUGGUGCACAGGUGGCACCAAUGUUUCAUGCAAAAGCAUCCAAAUCCAUUGGCCAGACAAGUGAGCCAAUGCCACUCCUCUCACAGAGCAACGUCCUUUAAAAAAAAAAGGGGGUUAUCGUGGGCAAGUCUUGUUAUCCCCGUGUCUGGCACCACAUUCCCAAUACAGGCACUCUAUUCCAAGUACUAUCCUGGCAAGAGAUUACUGUGUGGAUAAAGGAAGACAUUCAAGGAUCUUCUCAAUGCAUCAUUGGAAAAGGUGUAACAUCCCCUGGAAUUGUGGUAAUCCCUGGUCCGUGAUCACUCAGAAUAGAGAAUCUCACCUACAUUUAUCUGGAGUUAUACAUAAAUAAUGGGAAUAGUGCAUAAAGUAUCUAACCACCCAGCUAUGGAGAGAAGGAAUGAAAGUAAGUCAUCCUUAAUUCGGAAGGACUUCCCUAGAAAAAUAUGAUUCUUUUACAGUAUUUUUGCACUAUUGACAGGACAAAAUUCCAUGAGAUUUUAUUGUGGGGUAUGCUGCAAACUUACAUUUGGUACAAAUGACAAUAAUUGCGAUUAGUUUUUAGACUGUGUGCUAUGCAUGACCUUGUGCAUGAGAGUGUUAAUAUAUAUGUGAACAGUGGGAUUGUGUGCUUGUCACAAGCAAAUCCUUCCUAUAAUUCAUGCUCGUGAAUCAUAAGACAGAAGAAAAAAAAUCAUUUUCGCAAAAACUCUUCAGUUCUCUUUGGGUGUGACCUGGGACAUCAUACUUUGAGUCUUUGGCCCUCAUGAGAGAGAUUUAAUUUCAUUGUUAUACUGCUGUUAUUAACAGAUGUUGCUGAAUAGAGUGCUGCAUGCCAUUGAAAUGUAUUGACAUUAAUGAUAAAGGGUGAAUGAAUGUAGCAUUAACUGAAUGGUAGACAGCAUUUAACUAUUGCAAACAAUGACUAGAAUUCAAACUACUAAGUACUGGGAAUUUCAAAAUGUGGGUAAAACUGUUGUUUUAAUAUUUAAUAUCAAAAACGUUGAUAUUUAAUAGUUUAAUAUUUAAUAACAAAAGCUGUUCACUGUACCUCGGUACAUGUGACAAUAAACUAAACAGAACUGAACUAAUAUUUAAGCUUGUCGAAGAGAUAUUAACGAAACGUGAUUCAUUAGAAAAGACAAAUAAUUUGUUUUCUGCACAAAGAUGUGGUACUUUCAUUAGUAAGAAUUGGAAGCUUGUUUGAUCCCUGUGAGAGACUCAAAUCUAGAGGAAGAAGGCAAAACGUACUUUAAUUCAUUGCAGAGUUUAAGAGAUAAAACCAUGGCAAUUCAACAUCACUAGUCACAGAAUUUUCCAGUGUUUUCCUAAUUUGUGAAAUGUAUAUUUUUUAAAUGAAAAAUCACUGGCAACAGUAGAAUGAUUGAAUGUAUUUUAAAAAUCACAGUGUAAACUGGUCUCUUCAAACUGAUUUGCUUUCUUGGCUCGUGUAGUUUGUUGCUGUACUGAAGCUCUUCAGGAUUGAACUCCAAGAGCUCAAUUAAAAUCCCCAAAUUUUGCAGUCCAUUGUCCAUGUGUGGCUCUGUUUUCCAUACAUUUUCUCCAAGCUUUUCAUGCUGCUUUUCUGUGUUCCUCUUAUGGAUUCGGUUUUCAGUUGUGUAUUCCAUGUUUUAAGGGGCCUCCUUUGUAUAUUUAAACACUAAAUUACAGAAUUUUAACCUCGCCCAACACAGGAAUUCUUCUAAAGGAGCAUUUCAGUGCUGUCUGUACCUCUGCAUUUAUUCAGCAAGCAAGUAUCCCAAAGCUGAGAAAGAUCAGUGUCAAGAUUUUUUAAGCAACCGUGAGCUGUCCAUAUCAGCAUGUAUAGUAAUUAAAAAACAUUUAAACUUCUUGUGAAACCCAACACCUGUGCAUGUUCUUAGUUUUUUUUAAAGUAAAGGUAUUAUGGAAAUUUCCAUUUGCUCACUCCAACAGGUUUAUUCUAAUACCAUGCAUUUUUGCAGACUUUUUGCCAUGCUAACUAUUGUUCUAAAAUUUUUUUUCCAAUAUUUCUGCCUGCUGAUGUUCAGUGGAAGAAUAUGACAAACUGCACUGUAAAUAUUUAACAUGAUGUGCAGGGUAUUUUUCCUGGGUUGGUGUCAUUUACAAUGAAUAUUCAUGUACAAUGCACACAGAUGAGUAACGUAUAUGUACAGGCUGUAUGUGUUUUACUUUGUAAAUUAUGCAACUGUUCUCUUUUUAAACAUAUAACUAUUGAAACUCUGGGUGGGCUGUUAAGAACAUAACUACAGAAAAUAAAUUCUGAAAUGUAAA
Amblyraja radiata (thorny skate) is the source of this 5225-nucleotide messenger RNA. RefSeq names its product adenylosuccinate synthase 2 (gene adss2). The transcript has 13 exons. Gene Ontology annotation, molecular function: adenylosuccinate synthase activity; GTP binding. The record is from RefSeq and is a predicted model, not a curated record. The coding region runs from base 123 to 1526 and encodes 467 amino acids. Gene Ontology annotation, cellular component: cytoplasm. Lineage: Eukaryota; Metazoa; Chordata; Chondrichthyes; Rajiformes; Rajidae. Gene Ontology annotation, biological process: IMP metabolic process; 'de novo' AMP biosynthetic process.